Messenger RNA from Maudiozyma barnettii, 1143 nucleotides. RefSeq names its product 6-phosphofructo-2-kinase (gene PFK27). The transcript has a single exon. Lineage: Eukaryota; Fungi; Ascomycota; Saccharomycetes; Saccharomycetales; Saccharomycetaceae. Gene Ontology annotation, biological process: fructose metabolic process; fructose 2,6-bisphosphate metabolic process. The record is from RefSeq and is a predicted model, not a curated record. Gene Ontology annotation, molecular function: ATP binding; 6-phosphofructo-2-kinase activity; fructose-2,6-bisphosphate 2-phosphatase activity. The coding region runs from base 1 to 1143 and encodes 380 amino acids. Gene Ontology annotation, cellular component: cytosol.
AUGAAUUUUGAAACUUUAUCAAUUGUAUCAGAACCUAAAUUAUUUACGUGCAUCAAAUAUAGAUUAAAUUCUUCCGCUGAAUCGCUAUUUUCUUCGCCUAUUGAUACAACCUCUCAUUUUUCAUCAAAUGGAAAACCCAUAAGCCCACUGUGUCAAGAUGAAUUAGGAUCAACACUCACUAAAUUUACUGAUCUCGAUUCUAUGAGAUUAUUCUCUAAGUAUAUGAUUAUCCUUAUUGGUCUCCCAGCUGCUGGUAAGUCGACCGUGUCACGACAUCUAAUUAAAUACUUACAGGAUACAAAAACUACGGCUCAUAUCCGUUGCAAGACAUUCAAUGCUGGUGAUUUUAGAAGGAAAGAAAAAAAAAUAGAAUUAACUAAUGAGCAACUGGAAGAUAUUUUUGAUCCUAAAAAUAGCGAUAAGAAGGAAGAGUAUGCACGUAUUGCAUUUAAUGAAGCUUUACAGGAUUUGGAUAAUGAUAUUUGUGAUAUUGGAAUUUUUGAUGCCACUAAUUCAACUAAACUUAGAAGAAAGUAUUUAUUCGAUGAAAUUAAAAGCUUCAAUCACAAUUCAAGCUCCAAUUUUUCAGUUUCACCUAUCAUUCUUCAUGUUACUUGCUCAGAUAAGAAAUUUAUCAGAUAUAAUAUUCAUCAUAAGUCAUUUAAUGCAGACUAUUUUGGCAAACAAUAUGAUCUUUCUGUUAAAGAUUUUGCAAAGAGAUUAAAGCAAUAUUAUACCCAGUUUGUCCCUUAUACAAUGGAUGAAUUUAACCACAUCUUAUCGUAUUCAUCACCUGAUAGUCAUCAUGGUACAUUUUAUUUCCAUGUAGCCAAUGCGGGCUCAACCUCUACAACUAACAUUGUAGAAUACUCAAAUAUGGCCUCACGUGAAACAAGAAAUUUGAUUAAAGCCCUACAUCACUUUACAACAAAUUAUAUUGUGAUUUUCGGAAGCCAAUAUAUUUCUAAAGUAAAGGGUUUCUUCAAAGUGUCCCAAGUGGUUAGUUCUAAUAAACUGAAUGUUAAAAAAUCCUUCCAGCAACUAUCUAGAUUGAAAGUUCUAAAUAGUAUUAUUAACGAUAGCUAUUUUAAGAAACUUAAAAAUUUUCAUUUAAUUAAUAACAUUACACACAAAGAUCAAUGA